Messenger RNA from Impatiens glandulifera, 1261 nucleotides. RefSeq lists its product as uncharacterized. The coding region runs from base 146 to 1021 and encodes 291 amino acids. The record is from RefSeq and is a predicted model, not a curated record. The transcript has 3 exons. NCBI's taxonomy places the organism in Eukaryota, Viridiplantae, Streptophyta, Magnoliopsida, Ericales, Balsaminaceae.
GCAAUCGCAAAACAUCAAUCUUUAUGCAGGUUCAUAAUCAAACAAUUGGAUCCAGAACUCUCAAAAUCUCUCUCUUCGAUGUCAUUACACAGCUAACCCUGGCGAAGGGAGAAAUCUAAUCAGGGUUUUUGUAAACUUCUGAAAAAUGGACAUAAUCGGCGACGCACUUCGGCAAGCAUUCAUGCCCAAACACGAGUACGAAAGCUUACGCGAAGAAGAUAGGGCAUGUCUUCGUCUACGGCGUCCUUUGUUGAUCACAUGCGUUGCGCUGAUUCUACUAGCCAUCGUCGUCUCCACUUCGAUUAGCUUAUCCAUAGUGUAUCCUCGCGACGGCUUGAAACGGCCUUUCUGCUCUGAUUUGCGCUUACUGCCGUUGUCGAUCAAUGCAACUGUUGCUUCCGCAGUUGGCGAUUCAGAUCUAUUGCCUCGUGCUUUUUAUCUUACAGAUCAGGAAACGGUUGAUUAUUUCUGGAUGGUGUUAUUCGUACCUUCGACUAUGCUUUUCCUCAUCUCGCUCGUUUAUCUCUUGCCAGGAAUUGCUGUUUCUUAUUCUGCACCUGCAAGACACUGGUCUUUAAAUGUUGUUGAGAAUAAUUAUUGUGCCUCAAGACGGGGAGGAGUGCGGUGUUUAUGCAUCCUAAACACCAUGUUUGCCGUAAUAUUUGGUAUGCUAGCUGUAUUUCUCGGGUCAACUCUUCUAACCCUAGGGAGUAGCUGUUCGUUACCAUUGUUUUGGUGCUACGAGAUAACUUCGUGGGGUUUGGUCAUUUUAUUAAGUGGAACCGCUUAUUUCUUGAAAAGAAAAGCUGUAGUACUCGACGAAGGAAGUUUUAGAGGGCGUAAUCUAGGUUUAGAAAUGCUUGAAGCAAAUCCAGUUGAAAUCACACCGGAGGUUGAGGGUCGUGUUAACGAAGGUUUUAAAGCUUGGAUGGGAUCGUCUUUUCUAUCUUCUGAUGAAGAAGAUGACGACGAUGACUUGGAUGGAUAUCGAGAAGCUCCUGGAAUUUCACACAAACUCUAAUAGGCAAAAAGGACUAUGAAUUUUGAAGAUGAUUAUGCAAAUCGAAAAAAAUCCUUUUUUCUAGGUUAGUAGAUCGAAAACCACUUGAAAUGUGUAUACAUAUAUGAGUUGCUGCAGCAGUAGUAAACAGACCUAUGUAGUUGUUAUUUGUAUAAAGAAAAAUUUGUUCUUGAACCGGAAAACAUGGCUGCCAACAAUGACACUAUCUAUAUUCAUUCAAAUCGAUUCUUUAUUUCAUUU